Molecule: messenger RNA, 2153 nt
Organism: Venturia canescens
Lineage: Eukaryota; Metazoa; Arthropoda; Insecta; Hymenoptera; Ichneumonidae
Gene: por
Product: Protein-serine O-palmitoleoyltransferase por
Exons: 7
Coding region: 699-2099 (466 amino acids)
Biological process (GO): protein palmitoylation; Wnt protein secretion; lipid modification
Cellular component (GO): membrane; endoplasmic reticulum
Molecular function (GO): Wnt-protein binding; palmitoleoyltransferase activity
Source: RefSeq, a predicted model, not a curated record
ACGCACGAUUUUCUAAUGACUACGACCUAUUACGACUGAGCAAGAUCAGCUGUUUCGUUAUUUUGUUCUUUGGAACCACUUUGGAACUACGGGCACUACGGACAGACGACAGACUGACAUUUGGCAAAAAAGUGUUCAGCUUUUCGUCGUGAUUGGGAGGGAGUUACUGCUGGAAAGUCCAACACAAGCUAUCAUAACGACCGUCGGUAUUCGUGCUGCUGUAUAUUUAGAUAGAUAUAAUACUGAUUUUUCAUAUAUAUAUUUAUACAUCUAAGCUCUAUAAGUAAACAUUAAAUACAAAUCCAUUUGUGCGAGAAAAAAUGUUUAAAACGAUGAUAACGCCUACUCUUCUGACACUUCUUCGCGUGCUCAGCGGAAUACGCGCGCGAAUGUGUCUCCGUCCGGAGCUAGACUCAUCGUCGGUAUCGCUUUAUGCACAGCAGGUUCCUUCGCGGCUUUGUUCCUUUACGAUCAUGGCACCACUUAUUUCAAAGCACUUCAAGCUGUUCUAAGCGUCUGCUGUAUAGGAAACUGAGUGGCAGUAUUAUUGAAAAAAAAGUUUAAAAAUGUUUGUAUACAAGUAUGUUUAAGAGAAACAAACGACGGUAUUUUUCGGAGAAACGGGCAUGGAAAAGUGUACAAAUAUGGAUAGUGAAAUGCGUUUAUUCUGAAAGAGUGUUUGAUAUAAAAAAUUGAAUAUGGAUGAACCGGCGUCUGAUUCAUUUUUCUUGUAUGAUGACGACGACGAUGAGGAUUGCGAGGAUUGUGAUCAUCUUCAGAUGACCGAAUACGAUGAAUAUUACGACGAGUUGCCAGCACAGAGUUUUACCGAUAUUUAUAAUUACUGUCUUACACCGAGUAUUCACGAAACCGCAAAGUAUUUUUAUCCACUCGUUCUAUCGGCUUUAUUGUUUAGGAUUCUUGCACAAAAUCGAUACACACCCCCUCGAAUAUUCCAUGGUCUCUCCACCCUCAUUGGACUCUGGGUUAUACAACAUUAUGUCAAAGAAUGUUUUUAUUUAUUACUGUAUUUUGUUGCUGCAUCUUAUGCUUGCCUUUACUUACCAAAAGUCUUUCGAGGUGGUAUUAAGACAUUCCUGCCAAGUUUAAUCAUCAUUUUACACUGUGAAUGGUCUUUGGAUCCGGUGGACUGGCACAAGGUACGAAGUGUCAUUAUGAUCGCUUCUAUGAGAACUAUUAGUCUCGCAUCAGAUGUCAAGCUGAAGGAAGAAAUUCCUAGUAUUUUGGAAUACACAGGAUAUGUAUAUGGUGCUGCGACUGCUCUUUUUGGACCAUGGAUCUCGUUCAAGGAUUACACAGCUUUGCAGAACCUCCAUAAUCAAUGGAAUUUUUGGUGGAUCAUUGCCAGUGUCAAGUACUUUUUGAUCUCCUUUUUCUUUCUGUGCAUUUCUAAUUGUUGGGCACAGUGGAUACUCACGGACCACGCAGGAAAAUGGUUUCUCGCGUACAGGGAUGCGCUCGCAUUUCGAUCAUCCCAUUACUUUAUAGCGCACGCAACAUCUUCGAUUCUUAUCCUCGGGGGAUAUCCUUUGUCUGAAAUAACAAUUGUCAAACCCCUCGAGAUCGAGUUACCUCGUUCGCUCGUUCAGGUCGUUGUAUCUUGGAACAUUCCUAUGCACACUUGGCUGAAGUUGUACAUUUUUCGUCCGGCCAGGAGACGUCUAGGAAAGUUCAGUGCAGUCGUCCUGACCUAUUUCGCCAGUUCCCUCCUCCACGGUCUGAACUUUCAAUUAGCAGCGGUGCUUUUGAGUCUUGGAUUUUAUACUUUCAUCGAGUAUCAAUUGCGCAACGUUCUCGCUGAAACUUUCGACGCUUGUAUAGCAGCGAAAAAAUGUCCAGUCGACAAAUGCCCACACGCUAAAAAAUCAACCAAUUGUCUGUGGGUCAUUCUGACGAAUCUCGGUUUUUCAGUAUUAACCAUGUUCCAUCUUGCAUAUUUGGGUCUGAUGUUCGAUACGUCGGAGAUCCAGGAGACCGGCUAUAGUUACGAGCAUACCAUUCGAAAGUGGUCGCAACUCGGUUUUGCCAGCCAUUGGGUCGCUUUUGCUACAUACAUUAUAUAUUUUUUGAUACGGUAAAUUUUAUUUUGUCAUUUGUAUAUAAAAUUAAUAAAAGACUAACGUCUAUUUUGA